AUGAAUUGCCAACAAGUGACAUUUUCAUUAUACCGGCGCACUAUCAAGUCCUCCAAUUUCCCCGCAAUCUCGAAAUCCACUAAACGAUUCAAAGGUUACAAAAGCAAGGAACCGCUGGUCCUCCCAAGAGUAGUAAUCGACCUCGACGCUCCUGAUAAUCCCGCCGUACGCGAUUACGAUGAAAUUAAAGACAAUGUCCUGACACCAUUCCAACAACAAGUUGUCAGAUCAACGGAAAAGGCCAAAACUAGACGUGCAAAACUAGUUCGAAAACAAUUGGAACUGGGAGUUGAGGGAUUUCCUCGCAAAGGGGGAAAAAAGAACCAAAGAAUCAGAGAUCAAUCUCUAGAACAUGAGUUAGCAUAUAAUCCAGAUGCUUCCCCGCCAACUGUCACAGCUAUGGAUCUUAUGACUUAUGCGCUAAUGGGGAAUCCAUUCAUGGCUAAGACUUCGAAGAAACCACCUCAUGUGAGGGAUGUACAUAUGGAGGGUCUAUUCGUGGCUCAUAGUAUCGAUUUCAAGGAUACAGCAAAUAUGACGAUUAGGGCUUUGACGGAGGACUUUGAUAUUUCGACGGAUGGGCAGGGCGGGGAGAAUGUGGAUACAGAAGGGAAUCGGGAAAUUGUGAGGAAACGGAAAGAAAGAAAUAAGAUGCUAGAAAUUGGCGAGGUAGGCACCGAGGGGCAGAAGGUUGAGACACAGUCUCAGGAAGUCAACUGGGGAUAG
Botrytis deweyae is the source of this 726-nucleotide messenger RNA. RefSeq lists its product as uncharacterized. Bases 1 to 726 code for a protein of 241 amino acids. NCBI's taxonomy places the organism in Eukaryota, Fungi, Ascomycota, Leotiomycetes, Helotiales, Sclerotiniaceae. The record is from RefSeq and is a predicted model, not a curated record. The transcript has a single exon.